UAGGAAGGAUUAUUCCCUCUGAAUUUGGCUGAGUGUCCAAUAGGCAAAAGGAUCAGGGGCAGAUUUAGGAUCCCUUCCUUUACAAUUCCAUGAGUGCAGCUCCUUCAGGCCCAGGAGCCUCAUGUGCUGGCAGCUGUUGUGCUGGAAUUGGGGAUCACACCUCUCUCCCUCUCUCAGUUUUUCUCUCCCUGCCCAUUUUACAGCUCUAGUUCAUCUCCUUUUUCACCACAGGGAUAAUGUGGAAUGGUCAGAAGAGCAGGAAUCCAGUGCCAGGAGUAAAGUUCAAGAGAACAGCUCCCAGCUAUUGCCACAGGAUAAACAAGAGGAAUAUGAGGUGAAUGCUAAGAGAUAUUGGGAUGACUUCUAUAAAAUCCACGAAAAUGGCUUCUUCAAGGACAGGCACUGGCUGUUCACUGAAUUUCCUGAGCUGGCACCCCACAGGACCUCAAGCCAAAAUGGGGAUUCUCUGCACGAAUUCAGUACCAAAGAAGAAUCCAACAGUGAAAGGUGUGAAAAUGGACACUGUUCAUUGGAAACCAGGACAGAGGGUCAGUCCAACCUGCUCCAAAGCACAGCUGAGGGGAGCACAGAGGAUUUGGCUGCACAGGAGCACAGGGAGCUGACCCAGAGGGCUGGAGAUUACCCAGGAUCAGCUGCUUCUUACCGUGUGUUGGAGGUUGGCUGUGGGGCUGGGAAUACAGUCUUCCCAAUUUUACAAACCAACAAUGACCCAGGCCUGUUUGUUUAUUGCUGUGAUUUUUCUACAACAGCUGUGGAUCUUGUCCAGAACCAUGCAGAAUAUGAUUCUUCUCGCUGCUUUGCCUUUGUCCAUGACCUGUGCAACGACCAAAGUCCUUUCCCAAUGCCAGAGGAGAGUCUUGACAUUGUUAUUCUUAUCUUUGUCCUCUCAGCAAUUCUCCCAGAGAAGAUGCAGAGUGUUGUGAGCAGACUGAGCCGCCUCCUGAAGCCAGGGGGGAUGAUUUUGUUACGGGAUUACGGACGCUACGACCUGGCCCAGCUUCGGUUUAAGAAAGGUCAAUGUCUGUCUGAAAACUUCUAUGUGAGAGGUGAUGGCACCAGAGUCUACUUCUUCACACAAGAUGAAUUAAACCACCUCUUCAGCAGGGCUGGGCUGGAGAAGAUCCAGAACGUGGUGGAUCGGCGGCUGCAGGUGAACCGUGGGAAGCAGGUGACGAUGUACCGGGUGUGGAUCCAGUGCAAGUACCGCAAACCCGGCCCCCCCCGGGCCUGAGGCACGGCCUGGGCUCUGGGGCUGCAGCCUCUCCGUGCCCAGGGAGUGUCUGCUCCUGGUGAGACGUGGUUUGAUGGAGUCCUGCACACCCAGGACACCUCAGUGCCUCGGACAGUGCCUGGUGUCACUGCGAGUUCUGCCGAGGAUGAACGCCCUGAGAGUGGACCGAGGGGUGGUUUAGGUGUCAUAAAAUGUACUGAGUUGGAAGGGAGCCAUCAAGGUCAUUGAGUCCAACUCCUGGCCCUGCACAAGACGCCCCAAGAAUCCCACCACGUGCCUGAAAGUGUUGUCCGAAUGCUCCUUGAACUCAGACAGCCCUGGGGCUGUGCCCACUGCCCUGGGGAGCCUGCUCAGUGCCAACCACCCUCUGGGGGAAGAAGCUUUCCCUG
Molecule: messenger RNA, 1641 nt
Organism: Manacus vitellinus (golden-collared manakin)
Lineage: Eukaryota; Metazoa; Chordata; Aves; Passeriformes; Pipridae
Gene: METTL2A
Product: methyltransferase like 2A
Exons: 8
Coding region: 122-1252 (376 amino acids)
Molecular function (GO): tRNA (cytidine-N3)-methyltransferase activity
Source: RefSeq, a predicted model, not a curated record